Nasonia vitripennis (jewel wasp) is the source of this 6331-nucleotide messenger RNA. Its product is annotated as alpha-2C adrenergic receptor. Gene Ontology annotation, molecular function: G protein-coupled receptor activity. NCBI's taxonomy places the organism in Eukaryota, Metazoa, Arthropoda, Insecta, Hymenoptera, Pteromalidae. The coding region runs from base 235 to 1788 and encodes 517 amino acids. The transcript is spliced from 4 exons. Gene Ontology annotation, biological process: G protein-coupled receptor signaling pathway. Gene Ontology annotation, cellular component: plasma membrane. The record is from RefSeq and is a predicted model, not a curated record.
GCGACCGAGCGGCUCCUUUGUACCGCGCGCAGUGCUACCUACACAGCCUUGUGUACACCGGUUCGAAAAAGCGCGCUGAAAUUGAUCGAGCGCGGUGACGGAUCGUCCAAUCCUGUAAAAUCGCUGAAAAGGAAGGGAAGUAAAAUAUUUGAGCAUCGCUGAUCGAUCAUGCGGCACAAUCGGCGCUGAGGGAGAGAGUCCGGUCUCUGUCUGCGGGCGAAUGCCUCUAGUAGGAUGAACGCGCUGGUGAGCCUGCUGGCGCAGAGGGGCAGCGCGAGGUGCGGCUGGCUCAUGGACGAGAGCCGCGUGCGCCGGGCCAUCUCGUUCCAGGACGAGACGGAGGCGUCGCUCGGGCAGCCGGCCGACGGGCGGCCGGCGACGUCGCACCACCAGGUGCCGGCGCGCAAUCGUAGCUUCGAGGCCGGCAUCGAGGCGUACGAGGAGGAGGCCGGCGACGAGUGCCACUCGCUCUACUUCGUGCUGGACUUCUCGCACCAGUACUACAUCCCGUUCAUCAUCCUGCUGGGCCUGGUGGGCAACCUGCUCUCCUGCGUCGUCUUCCUGAACACGCACCUCAAGAUGCGCAGCUCGAGCUACUACUUGGCGGCCCUGGCAACGGCCGACUUUAGCUUCCUCUUCUCGCUGCUGCUCGUCUGGCUGAACAACAGCAUCGGCUGGCGGGUGUUCAACAAGGACGGCUGGUGCGAGACCGUCGUCUACGUCUCCUCGGUCUGCAGCAGCCUAAGCGUCUGGCUGAUAGUCGCGUUCACGGUCGAGCGCUUCAUCGCGGUGCAGUACCCGCUGCACCGGCCGCACAUGUGCACGAUAGCGCGCGCCAAGAGCAUCGUCCUCGCGCUGGUCGUCCUGGCGAUGGUCAGCCACUCCUACUCCUUCGUCACGGCCGGGGUCGUCAAGACGCAGGACGGCAACGAGAUGUGCGACAUGAAGAACGAGUACCUCGAGACGAUGCGCAUCGUCAGCAUCAUCGACAGCAUCGCCAGCCUCAUGGCGCCGCUCGUCCUCAUUGUCGUCAUGAACACCAUGAUCAUGAGGAACCUGCUGCGCUUCAGCAGGCGCUUCGGCCAGAACAGCUCCGGCGGCCUCUCCACCGAGACGAGGUGUCCCAGCCGGGAGCGCUCCGACAUCAAUCUCAACCAGAUACCGGUGAGCCGUCCUAUUAGUGGCAGCAGCAGCAAUAACGGAGCCAAUGGGAUUGCCCUCAGUUCGGGCAUCGGCGCUCGCAGACAGCCGUCCCAGCAAUCAUUCCAAUCGUCCAAGAACAAUCACUCGAAUCAUUCACGCACGCAGCAACAACAGCAGCAGCAGCAACAACAACAACAGACGACGACGACGUCGCCGCCACAAGCGCAGCAGGCACCCUCGACUAUCGUCCCCCCCUCGACCCCGAGGAACGCAUACGUGCUGCCUGAAAUUACCUCGCGUUGCAUACAUGUGAGGUCGUCUUCUAGGAAUUUGGUCUCCACGCGCAAUCAGCAAAGCAUCACAAAAAUGCUUUUGUUGAUUAGCACCGUGUUUAUUCUGCUCAAUCUACCAAGCUACGUUAUACGACUGUGUGUCUUUUUCUUCACACUGGCGCGCAAGGACACGCCAGCGUUACUCUGGUGUCUCCAGCAGUUUUUCAUGCUAUUGUACUAUACGAAUUUCAGUAUCAAUUUCUUAUUGUACGCAAUGUGCGGUAUCACGUUUAGGCGUUGCCUGGGGCAACUCCUACGGAAGAUCCUUAAAAGCCUGACGAGGUAUCACUGCAACCCUCAGCGUUAUAUAUAGCGAUUGUUCAGACACUCGAGGUCAUUCAAAAGCCCUACAGAAACGCUUAACAUGAUGACCCCGAGAGAGAAUUUGGAACUACCCUGAACGUCGCGAGACAUAGACUUGUUCAAAUUGUAAAUCGUUUUUUGUAAUUAACAAAUCAUUGGAAUUUCGCGUUAUUUUUCAGGAAUGUAUAUCGUGGCGUAAAUUAUAUAUAGUUCUUAUAGAACGAUUAGUCAGUUUACGCGAAAGUCGAGAUAACGUCAGUAUUAGCCCGUUACAACCAUCACAGUUCCUAUGCUGUCGAAAUUUUAUUGUUGGAAUGUAUAAAUAUUAAUGAUGAUGAUGCUAUUAUUGUGUCAUGUGUUGCGUCAAUAAAGAUUCCAUAUAGCUAAUUUGCUUUGAAAAUACAUGUAUUUGAUUAUAGCUAAUCAAUAUAGAACGAUAGAACGCCAUUAUGAUAUAAAAAUGGCGUAACUGUAGCCCUUUACAGCACGGCGCGUACUUUUAAUAAUUUUUUUUAAAGAUUACUGUAAUGAGCGUCGUUUUUUGUUUUAAUAAAAAAAUUGAUCCAUUUGGCCCUCCGAUUUGCUUGAAAGGUGUGAAAAGGCGUGAAAAUCCUUGCGUACAUUAAAAACAAUCGUACGCACUAAGAGCAAAAUGUCCUUUUUCACAUUGCAAAAGACUUACUCUCACUCUUAGUCCACGACAUAUUAUUACAAGGCUGCCGUUUGUUAUUAAAAUAAUUGAAAUUACUUUUCUUACGAAGAUGUUUAGCCUGCAAGCUCGAGUCAGAUGGCAUCAGCACGCAUUAAAAUUGCCAUGGCCGCCACACCCAUAACAUAGCUAAAGACAUAUAGCUGUGCUAGUCUGACGCAAACUCAUGUGACUAGCGUACUCUACGUUACAAACAUGAUUUUUUGCAUAAUUACUAAAAAUUUCGCAAAACCUGGUCGCAAAUCUGGCUUGAGCUUGCAAGGCAAACAUCCUCACAAGUAAUCAUUUCGUAAUUUCAUAAAAAUUUCUAAUACAUUUUUUUAAAGUAAAGCUUGCGUAAAAUGUAUAUAUUUUCGAAGAAAGAGCAUGCUGAUGCAUAAAAUAUGAAGAUGUAUUUUGUCAAACAUAAAGAAGUGGCGAUAUAUUAUAAUCGAUGAAAUUUGACAUUCUGAAUGUAUGAUAUUUUAUUAACGAGCUCUAUUCUAUGUAUGCUGUAUGUAAUGUAUAUGUUUGAUCGUAUAUUGAAUAUUAAAAUUAAGAAGUAUUUAUGAAUAACACUAGACGACAGUUUUACGAAAACAAGAAGAAAAAUCUAUAUAUUUAUUAAGAAAGAAAUGUACAUAUAAUAUAAAAGAAAAGCAAAUUGACAUCCAAUAAUGGAGUGUAUUAAAGCGAACGUCUUAUCCAGAUAUUUUACGUUUAGAAUUAGUUGCUGAAUAAAAAUUUCCACAGACAGACGCGAUAUAGAAGAUAAAACAUAAGUCAGGAGGUCGAUACUACGUCUGAUGGGAUCGUUCUUCUGUUCUCGUCUCAUCAUUACAUUGUUACCGCCUUCGCAAUUUUAUUGGACACUGUAACGCCGGGCUGUGUUAGGCAUGAGCAGACACUAAUGAAAUUUCGGAUGAAAGACUUCCAGUCCUAUUAGCGAUGGCUUUCUCAUUCGGCCCUUCUUUCGGUUCUCUGCACUUUAACGAGAUCUCGAGCAAAUGCCUUUUACCGAACUUUGGGAGAUGACGCAUUCAAAUUUUUCUUUUCAUGUUGUUUUGCAUAGAACACAAGGAGCAUUCUGUGUGAUCUUAGAUCAUAUUUUUUCACGAGAUCUUGUAAAGGCAGACUUGUUUUUAUUUAUUAUUAUGAGAAUUGCAUCUGUCAGUAAAUUUAGCAAGUUGGUGGCUGUAAUUGUUAUCUGAAAAUAGCCAGAAGUAAUUUCUUUUGUGUAUAGGUGAUUUAAUAAUCUGUAAAUAAUAAUCUGUAAAUAAGUAUCAACGAUCUCCAAAUCUAUUAUAUAAUCUAUUUCUUAUUGGAUUAUCAUUUCCUCGUUCGAACGUAUUUUAUAAUUUCUAAUAAGUUUUCUGUACAUUGUUGGUUCUUAUUGUUAAAAAUUGAGACAACAUUUUGUCGGUAUCAAGUUAUAUUUGUACAAUAUGCCAUAGAUAGGCAUGGUCAUACUACUACCGAUUCUUCUCUCUUAUACGAUAUAAUAAAAAUAGAAAUGUACGAUCAAAAAAUAAACUUAGCGCAAACAAGAAUUCUAUUUUAUGCUUAUCAUUCUGGAUCACGUAUUGACCCUCGACGUUUGCAGUCCAAUAAGAUUCCCGAUAAAUUUUCGUAUACUUUUUCUUAUUUCUCUUCAUCGUCAAUAUAUGGGCAAUUUAUAUCGAGAAGGUAUUUUGUUUCAAUUCUAUAUAUUAUAGAUUUCAAUAGUAAUGAAGUCCCUUACAAAUCAAUAAACUUUAGGAUUAUUGAUUCCAAAACAAAAGUUUUGAUAAUAAAUCCAAUCGCAAUUAAUAUUUCAAUUUUCUAAUUCUUGGUAAAAGCUUCUAUCGGACCCUCCUAACAGACUAGUCUCUUUGUAUAAAAAUUUAAUUGUGAAUAAAAAUAUCGUCAGAGCUAUUUCAGCAAAAACGGAAUUGACACAUGCGUGGGUUUAUAGCUAAAGAUGCUUUCAAGGUGUUUCAUCUUGCAUUAUCCCUAACAGAAAGUGUAUACGUGACACCGAAAUGUACACUUUUAUAUAUAAGAUGGACAAAGAGAUGACCCGCCCAUGGCCAGAAAAAAGAAAAGACCCUCGUUUCUUCUUUGAUUGUAUGUCCUAAGGAAGGAUACGAAUAACCAUUAGAUCUUCUAUAAAUUAAUUAUUAUUUUCUAUUAUUUUAUGUUUUAUUUUACGCUUGCAAUUUUAAAGAUGACUUAUAAUGCCGAUAAAAUGUUCGGACAACGAUUAAAUGUUUUAUUUUGAAAAUUACAAGAUAUAAAUUAUUUAAAAUUCAAGUAACUUUUUAAGUUUUGUCCAUGUGAUACUUAAAUCUUUAGUUGAAUCACAAUCAUCCUUAUAAAGUAAAAUGUAGUUUCUAAAAUUUCUAAGCAUACGUGACCCAGAAACACGUUGAAGGAUUAACUGAAUGUUUGUUAAACUCUGCUAAUGGUUGAGCAUUCGCUGUAUGAAUUAUCGAAAUCAUCCAUUGAUACAAAUGAUACAAGUGAUCUCGCGUGAGCGUGCAAACGCGUGAACGUAUUUAUUUAAUACGAGGAAUGCAAUGAAAAUUUGAAUAUGCAGUAGGUCAUUUCUAUCAUGCUCAUCAUUGCUAAAUUUAAAAUGAUUGUAUAAGCGCGAAUGACGUGCUUUUUGAAAAUUAAUGUACUUGUGACUUCUAUGUAUGUAUAUACAAGAAUAAUUGAUAAUACAUGCAAUAUGUAACAUCAAUAUAGAUGUCCGUAAUGUAUCAACCCUGUAGAUGCUGCUUUAAAGUGAUUCAUAUAGCAGCUAAAUGUACUAAAUUAGUGCAUUUGGCGUGUUAAUUGCAUAAACUUUUCAAUUCUUAACGAGUUUUUUUCUCAGAUGCCGUGAUAGCGAUAUUGAUAUUAUUUUGUUUGGAAUAAUUAGCUAAUAUACAUAUACAGGGUAAUUGAUCUAGGGCUCUUGAAAAAAUGCCUGUAUCUCUAUAUGUGUGUAAAUGCAAUUUCUGAAUGCACGUCAUUAUUUUAUAUCUUUAGUCAUGUUUAUUUUUAGAAUCAUUUUUCUUAUGCUGUAAUGGUUAUAAACAAAACCAGACUUAAGUUGUUUUGUAGGUAAUAAAUUGAUUUCUCACUUUUUCCCCAAAAUCUUCAAAAUCUGAUGUAAUCGUUAUUUUCAGAAAAAAAUAAUAAUCGUUCUGAAUGUAAGCCAUAAAAUUUAUAUUUAAAGCUCUAGAGAUUUAACAAAUGUGUAAAUGUAUGUUUCAGCGGUAUCUAUAUAUACAUGUAAUAUAUUGAUGUAUACAAAUUUUUAUGGUUAUUUAACUUGAAUAAUGCAUACAUCUUGUCAGUCUCAACGAAGUUGAACAAUCUAGUAACAUUAGCAUAUAUUCAUAUCUUAUAUUUUUUCGGCAGAGAAAAAUUGUUGGGAACUUAUCGAUCCAGAGAGGGGAAAAAAGAAAAAUCUUUCAAAUUCCUUAGCUUUUCACAUACAACUUGCGCGUCUCUAUUUCACAUAUUCCCAACAACAUUCCUUUGCUGGUGACCACUGAGGGAUGAAAGCAGCCUUAGAGUCUCUAAAACAAUCUUUGUAUAUUCUUUUAACCUUAAUACCGUCCACUUCAAAUAAAUUUCGUGGGUUGAUUGUUGGUUAUCACUUUUCGCAGUCACCUAAAUAUGCAUACCAAACUAGAUUUUCUUCUGCUGGAAUGAAAAGUAUCUUGGGUUCCCUACAAUACACAUUAACCAAUUCUAUUUGUUUAAUUGCUAAUGUACAUAGAACAUUGUAAAUAAAGUACAAAAUAUGUAUCAAUAUAAAUGUAUAUUCUGAACUAAAUUAUCCGCCUGAUCGGCUGGUUAAUUAAAUAUAUACGUAUAUAUUUGUAUGAAA